Molecule: messenger RNA, 1641 nt
Organism: Lathyrus sativus (Indian pea)
Lineage: Eukaryota; Viridiplantae; Streptophyta; Magnoliopsida; Fabales; Fabaceae
Source: the annotation of a GenBank genome assembly
AUGAGUAGCACUCCACAGCGAACCCUUGGUGGCGGGGGUCAUCGUAUAUUGGACUAUCUGAAGCGCAUGCAAUCAGAGAAUCCUGCUUUCUUCUAUGCAGUUCAACCUGACGUUGCCGGUGGAAACAUUUUCUGGGCUGAUCCAACUUGUAGAAACAACUACUCUUUUUUUGGAGAUGCCGUUAUAUUUGACACUACCUAUAACACUCACCAAUACCGCCUACCUUUCGCCUCUUUCACCGGCUUUAAUCAUCACGCCCAACCUGUUUUAUUUGGUUCCGCAUUGAUUCUCAAUCAAUCUGACUCUUCCUACAUAUGGCUUUUCCGAACUUGGCUUCACGCCAUGUCUGGACGCCUCCCUCUCUCCAUUACCACUGACUUGGAUCCACUCGUACAACUUGCUGUUGCUCAAGUUCUUCCCCCAACUCGUCACCGCUUCUCUACAUCCAGCAUUUUCAGAGAAAACAGAGCCAAACUGCCUCAUUUAUAUCAAUCACAUCCUACUUUUGAAACUGAAUUCAUGAAAUGUGUUCAUGUGAGUGAGACUAUUGAUGACUUUGAGUCUUGUUGGCACUCUCUAAUGGAAAGGUACUGUAUCACGGACAAUCAAUGGAUUCACUUUAUUUACAAUGCACGGCACCAUUGGGUCCCUGUCUACUUGCGCGACACUUUUUUUGGAGAAACAUCUUUGAACGCUGGAAAUGAAUGUUUGAACCUUUUCUUUGACGGACAUGUCAAUGAAUUCACCACAUUACAGUCUUUUGUUAGACAGUAUGAGAAGGCUGUAUCAACUUGGCAUGAAAGAGAACUCAAAGCAGAUUUUGAAACCACCAAUACUAGCCCAGUUUUAAAAACACCCUCUCCUAUGGAAAAGCAAGCUGCAGGUCUUUAUACCAGAAAGAUAUUCAUGAAAUUCCAAGACGAGUUAGUCGAGACAAUGGCAAAUCCUGCUACCAAAAUGGAUGAUACAGGAACUAUCACCACUUACCGGGUUGCCAAAUUUGGGGAAAACCAAACAUCUCACACUGUCACUUUUAAUUCUUCUGAGAUGAAAGCCAGUUGCAGCUGUCAGAUGUUUGAAUAUUCAGGAAUCAUUUGCAGGCACAUAUUAGCAGUCUUCAGAGCUAAAAAUGUUCUUACACUUCCGCCUCAAUAUGUGUUGAAACGCUGGACAAGGAAUGCUAAAACUGGCGUCUUGUUAGAUGAAUGUGCAUCUGAACUGCCUAGUAGUUCUCGUGACUCUACCAUAGUACGUUACAACAAUUUGCGUCAAGAAGCAAUCAAGUAUGUGGAAGAAGGUGCUAAAUCAGUCCAAACAUAUCGUGUUGCAAUGAAAGCUUUGCAAGAAGCUGCUAAGAAGGUUUGUAUUCUAAGAAAAGAGACCACUGGAACAGCAGAGGGACCUACAAUAGCCAACGGAGGCAGGACUGAGUUGCUUACAGGAGAUGAAGAUGCGUCAAGCUAUCAAUCUGUGGCGGAGAAGCAAAAGAAAAUCCGAGAGUUGGCUGCCGAGUUAGAGAUCACAAAUCAACGAUGUAAUGUUUAUAGGGCAAACUUGCUGGCAGUGCUAAGAGAUAUGGAAGAACAGAAGUUAAAGCUGUCAGUGAAGGUCCAAAAUGCAAGACUUAGUUUGAAAGAGUGA